AUGGGCAUAGAGACGCUUCCCGAGGUCGAGGAAUCGACAGAGCCUCCUAUAUGUGGCUUGGCAGAGUCUAUUGCCACCUUCCCUGCAACUGUCAGCUCGAACUUGGAGCCGCGCGACCCUAUUGAGAAGCCUACGCCUGCAUCUAGCCAUAGUGUACCUCCCACAAAUGCUCAGGGUGCCUGGCUCAAACCUCUUGAAACAUCGAAGGACCAAGGGAACAAUGCCCACCUCGCGGAGCCUCACGAGAUUGCCGCUCUUCUCGAGACGGACCUACAGAAUGGAAUUUCCGCUACCGAAGCGGAACUUCGUCUCAAGACGGAUGGACCAAACGUGGUUCGCGAGAUCAAGGGUGUCUCCGUCUGGGGGAUACUAUUAAGACAGGUUUCGAACAGCCUCACCAUAGUUCUACUUAUAACCAUGGCUCUGUCCUUUGGAAUCGAUGACUACAUCGAAGGAGGUGUCAUCACGGCUGUCAUCUUAUUGAACAUAGUCGUCGGGUUUUUCCAAGAUUACCGAGCCGAGAUGACCAUCCUAUCUUUGCACCGCCUCUCAGCCCCUAUAUGCAAGGUUAUUCGCGAUGGCAGAGUGACUUCAGUCAAGGCCGAAUCGCUGGUAGUCGGAGAUAUAGUGAGGUUGGCAGUAGGUGAUAUCGUGCCUGCGGAUCUCCGGUUGUUCGACGGCAUGAAUGCAUCUAUGGACGAAGCUCUUUUGACGGGUGAAUCUCUUCCGAUUCUCAAAACGCCACAUACAACGUUUGCGUCGCCAAACAUCUCUAUCGGUGACCGUACCAACAUGGCAUAUUCAGGUUGUAGCACGACGCAAGGCCGAGCCACUGGUAUUGUUGUUGCAAUAGGAAUGGCGACGGAGGUGGGCAAAAUUGCAGAGCUACUUCGGGACCACGAUGCCACUGGCAACGAGAGUCUUCCUGCACGCUUCCUUAAACGCUUCAGGUCUUCAAUGGCGAAUAUCUUGGGCUUGGUAGGCACUCCGCUGCAAGUCAAGUUGAGCAAGUUUGCACUUCUGCUAUUCGCUCUAGCCAUUCUGUUGGCCAUCAUCGUAUUCUCAGUCAAUCUUUGGGAUGUUCAGGGCGAAGUUCUCAUUUACGGAAUUUGUGUCGCAGUUGCUGUCAUUCCUGAAUCAUUGAUCGCUGUACUUACUAUCACCAUUGCGGUCGGUACGAAGGCAAUGGCUAGAGGCAAUGUCAUUGUCCGGAAACUUCAAUGCCUUGAGGCCGUGGGUGGUGUUACAAAUAUUUGCUCUGACAAAACCGGUACCUUGACGCAAGGAAAGAUGAUCGCUCGUUCGGCGUGGAUCCCAGGCGCUGGAACUUUGGCCGUUCACCAGACAACUGACCCCUAUGACCCUACUAGUGGCCUUACUCAAUUGGAUGAGAUUGACUGGGAUUCAAAUCACCCAAUCGAACACAAUCCAGCCUUGAGCACCUUUCUUUCCGCUCUGGCCCUUUGCAAUCUCUCUGUUGUGCACCAUGAGAACGGGAUAUGGUCUGCACUUGGCGAGCCAACUGAAAUUGCCCUUCAUGUCUUAGCCAUGCGAUUCGAAUUUGGCAGAAAUCAAGUGAUUGACCAAAGAAAGAUUGAAUUAUACACAGAAUAUCCCUUUGAUUCGGCUAUCAAGAAGAUGUCUGUUGUUUACCGAAAUGCCACCGAGGGACUCUACGAGAUUUACACCAAAGGAGCACCCGAGGCUAUCAUACCAACACUUUCAUCAAGUGAAGGGGAAGCACAGAUUAUCCGAGAAACAGCAGAUAGGAUGGCUGGAGAAGGUCUUCGUGUCCUGUGCAUUGCCUACAAAAAGACCGCUAUUGAAAGAGAGGACCAAGUGUCCACACGCAGUACCGCUGAAUCAAGUCUUCAAUUUGGAGGUCUCGUUGGACUCUAUGAUCCUCCACGCGUUGAGACAGCAGGUGCCGUUCGCAAAUGCCAGAUGGCAGGAAUCACGGUACACAUGCUCACCGGUGACCAUAUCAAGACAGCCACGGCCAUUGCAUCGGAGGUUGGCAUUCUCAAUCCUGUCACCGCGAUGGUAAAGCCAGGAAGCUUGGUCAUGACUGCGGAUGAAUUCGAUAGGUUGAGGGAUAAUGAGAUUGAUGAAAUUCAAGAAUUGCCUCUCGUUAUUGCUCGCUGCAGCCCUGCAACCAAGGUUCGUAUGGUGGAGGCAAUGCAUCGUCGUCAAGCCUUUUGUGUCAUGACUGGUGAUGGUGUCAAUGAUUCCCCGGCUCUCAAGAGAGCGGAUGUCGGUAUAGCAAUGGGGAAAAAUGGGAGUGACGUCGCGAAAGAAGCCGCCGACAUGGUUCUCACAGAUGAUAAUUUCUCAUCCAUUGUCAAGGCCGUUGAGGAGGGUAGAAGGCUGUUUGAUAACAUCCAAAAGUUUCUUAUGCAUCUUCUCAUCUCGAACAUCGCCCAAGUCAUUCUUCUUCUGAUUGCCCUCGCCUUUAAAGAUGCUGGAGGUGACUCCGUCUUUCCCCUGUCUCCACUUGAGAUUCUCUGGGCCAACCUAGUCACAUCGUCAUUCCUAGCUGUUGGACUUGGUCUCGAAGAAUCCCAGCCCGCCAUUAUGUAUCGACCGCCUCACGACUUGCGCGUAGGAGUCUUCACGCGCGAGUUGAUUGUCGAUAAAAUUAUUUACGGCACAUGCAUGGGCUCACUUUGCCUCUUAGCAUUCGUAUGCGUCAUCUAUGCUGCUGGUGCCGGGACAUCGGAUCUCGGCGAUGGGUGCAAUCAGGGAUACAAUUCAUCUUGCGACGCCGUUUUUCGAGCGCGCGCUACAACAUACGCGACAUUGACUUUCUUGUUACUCGUGACAGCCUGGGAGGUUAAGCAUUUCUCACGAUCUUUAUUCAACAUGGACCCUAUUCGUUUCCCGCAGAAGUUUUCCAUCUUCCCUACGGUCUGGCAGAACCGGUUCCUUUUCUGGGCUGUUAUCGCUGGCUUCGUCAUUGCAUUCCCCGUUAUCUAUCUUCCGGUGAUCAACCAGGUUGUGUUCAAGCAUCAUGCCAUUACCUGGGAAUGGGGCGUCGUAUUUGGUUGCACCGCUGUGUACCUUGGCUGCGUAGAGAGUUGGAAGGCGAUCAAACGAGCAUUUGGUAUUGGGAGUGGGAAAAAUAAUAUACUCACUUUGGGCGAUGCAGAGAUGACGGCGCGUCUGGGUUCUACCCCAAUGUCAAUGAGUGCCAAUGCCAGCAUUGAAUUGAAGUGA
Penicillium maclennaniae is the source of this 3216-nucleotide messenger RNA. RefSeq names its product putative potassium/sodium P-type ATPase. The record is from RefSeq and is a predicted model, not a curated record. NCBI's taxonomy places the organism in Eukaryota, Fungi, Ascomycota, Eurotiomycetes, Eurotiales, Aspergillaceae. Gene Ontology annotation, biological process: calcium ion transmembrane transport; intracellular calcium ion homeostasis. Bases 1 to 3216 code for a protein of 1071 amino acids. Gene Ontology annotation, cellular component: plasma membrane. The transcript is spliced from 5 exons. Gene Ontology annotation, molecular function: P-type calcium transporter activity; ATP hydrolysis activity; ATP binding.